Onychostoma macrolepis is the source of this 8596-nucleotide messenger RNA. It is a transcript of the gene sorl1, whose product is annotated as sortilin-related receptor, L(DLR class) A repeats containing. The record is from RefSeq and is a predicted model, not a curated record. Gene Ontology annotation, cellular component: membrane; Golgi apparatus. The transcript has 48 exons. NCBI's taxonomy places the organism in Eukaryota, Metazoa, Chordata, Actinopteri, Cypriniformes, Cyprinidae. Gene Ontology annotation, biological process: protein targeting to lysosome; protein retention in Golgi apparatus; post-Golgi vesicle-mediated transport. Gene Ontology annotation, molecular function: protein binding. The coding region runs from base 38 to 6679 and encodes 2213 amino acids.
GGCGCCCUGUCACACAUCGCAUUCAACAUACACAAACAUGGCGUCAGGGCAGACACGCAAGAUGCUGGCGCUCAGUCGCUGUGCCAUAUAUCUGUUAUUAUUACUCGUUCCUGGCGCGAUCUCCUCCACGCUUCGACUUCACCAUGAUCAGAGAUUCAUGCUACCACAGGACAGGGGUUUCUCCCUAGUGCGUGCACACCUGGAGCAUGCAGAAAGUCGCGUCGUGCGUCUGGAGAGAGAAGUCAGGGAGGCUUCAUCCGCGCACCAGCAUCGCGUUCGGCGGAAUGCUGCUGGAUCACCCGUGCCAAAGGUUUAUGGAAGGGCCAACCUGAAUGACUCUCAUAAUCAAAUGGUCGUCCACUGGGCUGGAGAGAAGAGCAAUGUCAUAGUAGCGCUCGCGAGAGACAGCGUUGGUGCCACAGAUCCCAAGAGCAGCUCGGUGUACGUGUCUUACGACUAUGGAACCACCUUCACUCACGUAUCAGAGAAAUUUCAACUGUCUGGGGACCAGGAAGGCAAGAAACAAGUCAUCUCACAGUUUUACCACAGCCCCGCCGACAACAAACGAUAUCUAUUUACUGACACCACGAACAGUUACCUGUGGAACACCUUUGACUUCUGCCAAACUGUUCAGGGUUUCUCUAUCCCAUUCAAGCCCACAGACUUACUGCUGCACAGUAAGAGGCCUAACCUGGUCCUUGGUUAUGACAGUUCUCACCCCAAUAAACAGCUAUGGAAAUCAGAUGACUUCGGUGAGACGUGGGUGUUAAUUCAGGAGCAUGUGAAGUCCUACUUCUGGGGUGUGGAACCGUACGACAACCCCACCACAGUGUUUGUCCAGCGCCACGAGCCCCAGGGAGACUCCAGCAUCCUCAGCAGUACAGACUUCUUCCAGGACGAGCAAAACCGCCGUGUUAUCCUGGAGAAGGUGGACAGCUUCCAGCUACGGGACAAGUACAUGUUUGCCACAACCACGUGGACAUUAUUUGGGAGCCAUGAGACUCAGUCUGUCCAGCUGUGGGUUUCCUACAACCGGCAGCCAAUGAGAGCAGCUCAGUUUAACACCCGCCACCCCAUCACAGAGUACUACAUAGCAGAUGCUUCGGAGGAACAGGUGUUCGUAUGCGUGAAUCACAAUAAUAACGUUACACACCUGUACAUCUCGGACACACAGGGCCUAGCCUUCUCUCUGUCCUUAGAGAACGUGCUGUUCUACAGCCCUGAUGGCUCGGGGAGCAACACGCUCAUCAGGUACUUCGCCAACGAGCCGUUUGCAGAUCUCCACCGGGUCGAGGGGCUGAGGGGUGUGUUUGUGGCCACUCUGAUCAAUGGAUCGGUCACUGAGGACAACAUGCGAUCAGUCAUCACGUUUGAUAAAGGAGGAACCUGGGAGCUUCUGCAGCCACCUGCGGCCGACAGCCUGGGAGGAACCAUAAACUGCCAGCUGGACAAUGGCUGUUCCCUGCACUUGGCCCAGAGAUGGAGUCAGCUGCUGAAUAUUCAGCUGCGCAGGAUCCCUAUUCUGUCUAAAGAGUCUGCACCUGGCCUCAUCAUGGCAACAGGAUCUGUUGGAAAGAAUCUGGCCAAUAAGCCCAAUGUGUAUGUGUCCAGUAGCGCAGGGGUCAGAUGGAGAGAGGCCCUGGCUGGUCCUCAUUUCUACACCUGGGGAGAUCAUGGAGGGAUCCUGAUGGCUAUCGCACAGGGUGGCUCCACCAAAACACUCAAAUUCAGUACCAACGAGGGGGAAACCUGGAAAGAGUUCCAGUUCUCAGAGCAGGAGGUAUAUGUGUACCAACUGCUGACUGAACCGGGUGAAAAGAGCACCAUCUUCACCAUCUUUGGCUCAUAUGCGGACCAGAAACACAGCUGGCUCAUUGUGCAGGUCAACUCUAGUGAUGUUCUUGGUGUGCCGUGCUCUGAGGGCGACUAUAAACGCUGGUCUCCUUCUGAUGAGAGGGGAAACGGCUGUCUGCUCGGCAGAGAGAUGGUGUACAAGCGCCGCUCGCCUCACGCCACCUGCUUCAACGGCGAGGACUUCGACAGGCCCGUCACUCUGUCCAACUGCUCCUGCACUCGACAGGACUAUGAGUGUGACUACGGGUUUAAGCUGAGUGAGGAUCUGUCUCUCGAGGUGUGUGCGCCUGAUCCUGAGUUUUCUGGAAACAUUUAUGCCCCACCAGUACCCUGUCCGGUGGGCACCACUUACCGCCGCAGCAAAGGGUACAGGAAGGUUUCUGGAGACAGCUGCAGUGGGGGAGAUGUUGAAACUCGGCUGGAUGGUGAAAUGCUGCCCUGUCCUGUGGGAGAGAGUAAUGAGUUCAUCCUGUAUGCGGUGAGGAGCUCCAUUCACCGCUAUGACCUGGCCACAGGUACAGACCAGCCGCUUCCACUCUCAGGUCUCCAUGAGGCCGUGGCUCUGGAUUUUGAUUAUGAGAAGAACUGCCUAUACUGGGCUGAUAUUUCACUGGACACCAUACAGAGACUGUGUUUGAAUGGAAGCUCUGGACAGGAAGUGAUUGUCAGAAAGGACUUACAAAACGUGGAGGCGCUGUCAUUUGACCCCAUCAGCCGGUUGCUGUAUUGGGUGGAUGCUGGUGCUCACAAAAUCGAGGUUUCCAACUCUGAUGGAGACCUGAGACGCACUCUGGUCAAUUCUUCAGUGGUGGAGCAGCCUCGAGCCCUGACGCUCAUGCCAGGAGAGAGCUUGAUGUUUUGGACAGACUGGGGCGAUCGCGCAGCAGGCAUCUACCGCAGCUGGAUGGACGGUUCCAACAUCGCCUGCAUUGUGUCUGAGGCAGUUCGCUGGCCCAACGGCAUAACGGCCGAUGAUUCGUGGCUGUACUGGACAGAGGCAUAUGGAGACCGCAUUGAAAGAGCAGACUUUAAUGGAGGCCACCGUACUGUGAUAAUGGAGGGCCUGCCACAUCCUUAUGCUAUUGCUGUUUUUAAGAAUGACCUGUACUGGGAUGACUGGUCUAGAAUGGGAAUCUUCAAAGCACCUAAAUCAGGCUCACCAGACAGUGAGAUGCUAGUGGGCAGACUGACAGGAGUGAUGGAUCUCAAGAUCUUCUACAAGGGAAAAAACAGAGGUCAGAAUGCUUGUGUGGAUCAGCCAUGCAGCCUUCUGUGUCUUCCCCAGCCUGGAAACAAGCAUCACUGUGUUUGCCCCGAUGGAGUUUCCACCACCAUCCUACCCUCAGGAGAGCAUCAGUGCCAGUGUCCCAGUGGAUACCAGCUCCGCAAUAAUACAUGCAUUAAGACAGAACACACCUGCCAGCCAAACCAGCACCGCUGCGCUAAUGGAAAAUGCAUCAGCAGCAUCUGGAAGUGUGACAGUGACAACGACUGCGGCGACAUGAGUGAUGAACAGGAGUGUCCCACCACUUCCUGUGACUCUGCGGUCCAGUUCCGCUGUGUGGCCUCAGGAUCCUGCAUUCCACUGGCCUUCAAGUGUGACCACGAGGAUGACUGUGGAGAUAACAGCGAUGAGGAGCAUUGUGAGUCUCACAAGUGUGGACCGGGGGAGUUCACCUGUGCAAGAGGUGUGUGUAUUCGAGAUGCAUGGCGCUGUGAUGGAGACAACGACUGCAGGGACUGGUCAGACGAGGCCAACUGUACUGUGGGUCACCACACGUGUGAGAGCAGUAGUUUCCAGUGUCACACGGGUCACUGCAUUCCUCAGCGCUGGGUGUGUGACGGAGAUGAUGACUGCCAGGAUGGCUCCGACGAGGACCCAACCCAGUGUGGUAAAGAAAAGUGCAAUGGCUUCUUGUGCUCCAAUGGCACCUGUCUGCCUGCUAGUGCUCACUGCAAUGGUGUGGAGGACUGUCCAGGAGGCGCUGAUGAGCAAAACUGCGGUCCCCUCUGUGCACAUUAUAUGGAGUUUGUGUGCAGAAACCGAGCACAGUGUCUAUUCCAGUCUCUGGUGUGUGACGGUACCCGGCACUGCUCCGAUGGAUCUGAUGAGGACCCGACGUUUGCAGGCUGCUCAACUAACCCUGAGUUUGAGAAAACAUGUGACGGCUACAGCUUCCAGUGUUCCAAUGGAAUGUGUGUGACUCUGGAGUGGAAGUGUGAUGGCAUGGACGACUGUGGUGACUACUCAGACGAGGCCAACUGUGCGUCCCCGACCGAUGAGCCGGGCUGCUCGCGUUACUUUCAGUACGAGUGUAAGAACGGCCGCUGUGUGCCCGCCUGGUGGAAGUGUGAUGGGGAAAAUGACUGCGGUGACUGGUCUGAUGAAUCUCAAUGCUCAGAUGGUGGAGCUCCUCACACACCUGCGCCGGGUCCAGCUACCUGUGCUCCUAAUCGUUUCCGCUGUGGUUCUGGCGCGUGUAUUAUGAACACCUGGGUGUGCGAUGGCUAUACUGACUGUCCUGAUGGCAGCGAUGAAGUGGGCUGUCCCACAGUCAAAGGCUCAGUGACUCCAUUGGCAACUCUUCCUCCUUCGGGCCGCUGUACUAAAGAUCAGUUCCUGUGCCUGAAGCCUCCAGUCUGUAUCGCUGAUUGGCAGCGCUGUGAUGGACAUCCUCACUGCGUGGACGGGUCUGAUGAGGACAACUGUCCCACUCAUGGUCCACUGCUCUGUGUGAAUGGUACUCUCUGUGCGGAUGGCGAGGCCUGCGUACUGAACAGCGAGAGGUGUGAUGGCUUCAUAGACUGUUCUGACCGGAGUGACGAGGACAACUGCACUAUGGAUUUGCUGGUCUACAAAAUUCAAAAUCUACAGUGGAGUGCCAACUUCUCUGGUGCUGUGAUGCUUACCUGGUCAAGGCCCAAAAAUAUGCCUGCAUCCACCUGCUCUUUUAUCAUCUACUUCAGGCAGGUGGGUGUCCAGCAGUGGACGUCCAUGGACACAAACAGUAAUAAGGGCAGUGCCGUUCUGACCGUGUUGAUGCCGGACACCACCUACCAGGUGAAGGUUCAGACUCAGUGUCUCAGCAAACAGCAUAGGACCAAUGAAGUUCUCACACUACGCACACCAGAAGGAUUGCCAGACCCUCCGCAGAAUCUGCAGCUGAGCUCUGACAACGCUGAGGACGGGACGGUACUGUGUUCCUGGAACCCUCCUGAUAAAGCACAUGGACUCAUCAGGGAGUAUAUUGUGGAGUACAGUGAAAAGGACAGUGCAGAGUGGUAUUCCCAGCGUAGCACCAUUACAAAUGCAGAAGUGAAGAACCUGCAGCCCAGCUCGCUGUACAGAUUCAGGGUGGCUGCUGUCACAAGCAGAGGCAUGGGAAACUGGACCGAAAUUAAAUCCAUUAUUCCUCAAAAAGCUCUCUCUCCUCCUGGUGUUGAGAUCACCAGCAUCACAGAGGACUCCAUGAUUUUGUCCAUCACCAAUGAUUAUAAAGUCCAGGUGAAGAACUAUCUUGUUGUCAUUUCAUGGGUAUUUGAUGAACAUGUAAAGGAGAGCUGGAAUUACACGGUUUCAGGGACAUUGAAUGCCUCUAACCUGACAGCAGGAACAGUGUAUGAGGUGGCGGUGUGGGCUCACACGGAUGAUGGAGACAGUCCUACGUCUCUGUUCCGCAAGCAGACCAAAGGUACCAGACCUGCCCAGCCAUCGAUGAAGGCCCGGCCACUCAACCAGACCGCUGUAGAGUGCAACUGGACCGGCCCUCAAGCUGAGAUGUAUGGAGUGUUCUACGCCACAUCCUUCCUGGAUCUGUACCGCAGACCUCACAGGGUGAAUACCACCUCAACCAGUCUGACGGUGACCGUUGACAGCGACAAGCAGUUCCUCUUCCUGGUGAGGGUGAUCGUUCCAUACCUCGGGCCUCCAUCAGACUACGCCGUAGUGAAGAUGAUCCCCAACGAGCGACUUCCACCUCGAAACCUGCACAAAGUACGAGUGGAUAAGACACAGGCCACUCUGAAGUGGCAGCCGCCAUACGAUUCUCCCAGCAGUCCUUUGACAUACGCAGUGCACGUGCGAGAUACAGUUCGUAAAACGGAGCGGGACUAUAAGGUGAGCACUCAGAACAACACAGUGGAGUACAACCUGAAGGGCCUGGAGCCUGGAGGACGCUACAGCAUCACCAUCAGGCUGCUUAACAUGAGCAAAGAGGCCAGCUUCACACUCAACACGGUUCCUCUGCCUGCGCCUGAGGCCCUCAAAAUAUUAGAAGAACAGGAUCAUGUGUUCCUCUUCUGGAAGAGCCUGGCUGUGAAGGACCGGACCUUCAAUGAGAGCAGGGGCUAUGAGGUGUAUAUGCAUGACAGUGUCAGCAACUCCACAAAAUGUCUGGGAAACACAACAGAGACGUUCCUCAGGAUCAGCAACCUGUUGGUGGGCCAUAACUACACGUUCUCAGUGCGGGCACGCUGUCUGCUCAACAACCAGCUGUGUGGAGAAGCGGCGGUGCUGUUAUAUGAUGAACUGGGCAAAGCAGCAGGGCCGAAUGAUGCCUCAUCUCAGUCGGGUAAAUCAGAGGACAUGGCGGCAGUGGUGGUCCCAGUGUUGUUCCUGCUGUUGGUGGGUGUGUGUGGAGGCCUGGUGGUGCUUUACCUCAGACACCGUCGGCUACAGCACAGCUUCACGGCUUUCGCUAACAGCCACUACAACUCUCGUCUGGGCUCUGCCAUUUUCUCCUCAGGAGAUGAGCUGGGUGACGAUGAUGAAGACGCUCCUAUGAUCAGUGGCUUUUCAGAUGACGUUCCCAUGGUGAUUGCAUAGCUGGACAACACUUCUAUCCUCCUCCUUCACUUCCCGCUCCACUUCCUCAUCAUGUUUUCUUACGUGCCCAUCUGGCACGCCUUCAAGCUAUCGAGCCCCCUUCCUCUUUACCCCUCCGGUCUCUUAGAAAAACGCUUGAUUUGGGUUUCUGGACCCCGAGGAAGAAAAGAAAGCAUGGAGCAAAAGAGAUAUUUUUGAAAAUAAGAUGCACUUUUUUCGGAUGCGCAAUAACUUAUUUUUUAUAUAUAAUAUAUGUGGGUAUUGGACUUUGUAGGCAUUAACUGAAGCAAACUGUGAAGGAGUUUGUCAGCUGAUCAGCAGACUCACUGAACAGGGAAAAGACCCUUAUUGUACAACAAACUCUCACACGAGCAUUGCAUUUGCUUAAAGCCAAAACAAGCACCUAGAUAUGGGUACAUCAGUGCAAAAACACAAAAUACACAACAAAAAAAUCUAAAAAGCAAACCUCAUAUGUGUACAGAUGAGAAAAAUGGACCAAUGAAUGCUGACGAAAAGGGAAGGCGGUACGUAGGCUGUUGACAGUAAAUUGCACAGGAUCAGAUUUUUGUUGUAUAUGCUCGAUUUGUGUCACUUUAUGUCAGUAGGCCUGCAUUUGUUCAUGGUACCUUGUUUACACUUUGAAUCCAUUUAUUAAUUUCCUUGCUCAGCAAUAGGUUUAAUUCUCUCUGCUUUUUGAAAAUGUGAAAACUGUAACCUGUUUUGGUUGUUUUCAGAAAAGAAUGACCAAAAUCAAGACAGUUAUUUGAGUGUUGUCCACAUUAAGUCCCAUGCUUAGUCCUAAUGUUCACUGUCGUCUUUGAUUUAUCCUACGCAUUUUAUCUAGCAAAUAUUAUAAUAUUGCAUAUCCUGUGUGCUGCCAUGGUUUUAGUCCUUUAGUGUUCUCAGGGAACUGGGUUAGUGUAGAUGUACCAGCGAUAUCAGUCACACUGCCACAGGCAGCGCAGUGUGUUUAAUUCGGAGACUAUUGUGCUGUACAGUAGUUUCAUAUUGCAGUGAAGCCUGUGCAGCUCUCGUCUGAACGGACCAGAAGGCUUCAUUAUUGUGCCAACUUUAAGAAAAGCAGAGGGUAGAGCAGACGUCUUGCCUUCCCAAACCGUUGUGAAGAGGUACAUGUGUUAAAUCCAUGUUUCAUUUUAACUGGAUUGCGGGUGUUGCUUAAAAGAUUUCUUUAUGAAUGUAUUUUUCUUUUUUCUUUUUUUGGGGGUUUGUUUUUAUGUAUCUUGUAUUGAGGUGACCAGAAAAAAGGAAAAUGCAUAUGGUCUACCCCCUUCUUCUUUAAUGUUCAAGGAUUUUAAAAUGAGGUUUAUGGCCAGUUUACAUUCAAAUGCUUGUGGUCAUUAUUAAUGAUACCCUCUCCCAUUAUUAAUUGGAAUUAUAACUGUUCAGUUGAUAGAUGUGGCUGUUUUUAGUGGAAUUGUUCUUUUCAGUACCACAUUGCCUUAUUACAACACUCUUGAGUAAAGUAUGUAGCAGUAUGUCAAUGUGAUCACACAUGCACACGUUCACAGAAAAUUGAUGAGUAAAAAGUAAAUAAUUGUAAAAAGACUGAAAUAGUGCGAUAGGAAAUGUGUGUAUCGACAUAUUGUGAAUUACCACUGUAUAAAGUUCCAGUGCAGCACUUGUGUGAAUCCUGAGCCACUGUUUUUAUUUUGUCUUGUUUGUAUUCUUUACUCGCAACCAUUUGUGGCGAUAUUUGUCAUGCCCAGUUUGAAACCCAUUAACUUUUGGUCAAUAAGAUGUAAACAUUUUUACAUAGCAGUGACAUUGGACACCGCCAUGUUUAAAUCUUUUAUCUUGCCUGCCUACUGAGGGUUUUAACGAUAAGAAACUUGUAAGUGGUACAGUCUGAAAUGUUUUAUGAACCACUUAUGCUGAAAUAAAUGUGGAAAACUUGAA